Molecule: messenger RNA, 1679 nt
Organism: Polyodon spathula (Mississippi paddlefish)
Lineage: Eukaryota; Metazoa; Chordata; Actinopteri; Acipenseriformes; Polyodontidae
Product: hepatocyte cell adhesion molecule-like
Exons: 9
Coding region: 119-1270 (383 amino acids)
Source: RefSeq, a predicted model, not a curated record
UGCUGCAGAGAGUCUGGGAGCUCUGAAGUCUUGGAGUCCUGUACUCUGAGUAACAGCAGCUCGGGAGCUCAUCCAUCUCAGCAAUCCUGCAGGAAAAGAGGCUCCUCUCUCUGGGAGCAUGGCACUGCUGGGCUGGGGCUGCAUCAUCUGCUUUCUAGCUGCUGCAGGUACAAUAGCAAAAGCCGCUCAGGCGAUGGUGUGGAGCACAGUGAUGCACGGGAUUCUGGGCCGGUCAGUCCUCCUGUCCGUCUCACUCAACUCAACUCAGCUACAGUCAAUGAAAUGGUCAGUGAAGAAGGAGGACUCCAAAACAGUAAGGAUUUUAACAGCUGUAAAUAAAACCCAGCCACAAAUAACACCCCCGUUCCUUCAACGUGUGGAGCUCCUGAAGAAUGGCUCGAUGCUCCUGAGAAACGUGACCGGCUCAGAUCAAGGGGUUUAUACUGUGACAGUAACAGACUGGGAUGGGACAGAAGAAACGGAGACCAUCACCCUGACAGUGAGCGCCCCCCUCUCAGAGCCCUUCAUUUCAGUUUCUAUACACAACACCUCGCACUCUGUGCUGCUGAACCUGAGCUGUGAGGUCACAGAGGGAACGCAGCCCUCCUAUUGGUGGCUGAAGGAUGGCAAGCCCCUCCCCCAGGACGGCAGGCACUUUGUGUCGGAGCAGAACUCGUCUCUGGAGGUGAGGAACGUGACGGAGCGAGACUGCGUCACCUACACCUGCGUGAGCCGGAACAGGCUGGGUAGCAGGGAGGCACAGCGGGGCAUCACAGCUAAAGACACCACUGCCUGUCUCCCUGCAUGGUCACUCUCUCAGGCUCAAGUUCUGUCAGUAGCAGCUGCAGUGCUGUGUGUGGCAGGGCUGUGCAUCAUCCUCUACUGCACCAAGAAGCAUUAUCAGGAAAUCUGGCAUUGGAUCGGAGGGGUGCAAGAGGAAAGGGAGCCGGAGGAGACAAACAGACGAGGUAUCAGAAUCAGAAGAGAUUAUCAGCUCGAUACACUAGAGGAAAACCUGUACAAUGAGGAGGGAGGUGCCCAGGAUGGUGUUGUGGACAGUGUAGGGGCAAUGGUCCCAUACACUUACAUGGAUUUCCUUCCAGCUGGGAUCUGCAGAGACCAGACGGCAGAGGAAAGCAUGUACUCCACCAUCGAAGACACUGCAUCACAGGCAGAGGGCUCCCUCACACACACACACACACGGAGCAAUCACACAGUAACAGUGGAAGCUGUUCGUCGAGGACAUUCUAAAGAGGUUCAGUUCUAUUAGCAAGUCUUUAUGGGCUCCCCGGAGUGGCACAGCCGGGUGGUGAGUCGUACAGUCAGGGGAGCGCAGGUUCCUGGCUGUUCGAAGUCGACAGUCUUCACUGGGUAUUUUGCAGGGAGUGUCGCUUUGGGUCUGGUGCUCCUGUGGGUUAGGGAGACAAAACCGGAAGGGACUGUUUCUCCUCAUCGCUCUACAGCGCACCCUGUUGGCCAGGAGCCCAGUGAGCUCAGGCAGACACCUGCAUGUUGGGGAUCGGAGGACACCCACCGAACCUUCACUUCUCCUCAGCUGUGUGGGGGGAUUGCUGUGACAAGGGGAAAAAUAACAAGACAUUCAAAACUGGGGAGAAAAUCAAUCAUGGAUGAAUUUAUUGGUCACACUAAAUCAAAUUUAAAAAGUCUUUAUGCCGUGA